AAAAAACCAAGACUUCUUCGUAGGGUAGGCGGCGUUUGAUGUUGGGCGAGAAUCCCAUGCUUUGGGCCGUUAAGCCCUGCGGUCACGAUAACUACGCCGGGUAUCGGAGAAUUGGACUAUCCACGUCGAAUAACUUCGGGUGUAUGUGUUUAUAAAUCUCCAGCUGGCCUUACACACCGUUAGAGUAAGUGAUUAGAUGCGAAUAAUAAAAAAAAAAAAAAAAAAACCAAACAAGCAAAGCUCAUCCCCGUUCCUCCGCACUCUACAUGUAAAUGGUAUCAUCGUCUCCAUUUACUUCUGAUUAAGAUGUCGACCCACCUGGGCAACGACCCAAUAACGGCUACUACCAACGCCUCCACUGAAAACGCUACAGAUUGUCCAUCGCAACCACCUUCCCAGAGCGAGAGCCCAUAUGGCCAAUCUCACCAUAGCUCCCGCGAGACCAAGACUUACCCUAAACCAGAAGCUGAAUACCAAGAAAUUAAACAGAACCCAGAUGUUUUCUUUGAAAAGCUUCAGGGUUUCCACACAUCCUUCGGUACCAAGUUCAGUGUCCCCACUGUAGCAGGAAAAGCUUUAGAUCUACACCACCUUUUUGUGGAGGUCACAUCUCGAGGUGGUAUUGAAAAGGUUAUAAGAGAUCGCAAAUGGAAGGACGUGAUUGUGGGUCUUAAUCCAUCUACCAUAACAAGUGCAUCAUUUGUUUUACGGAAGUUCUAUUUAUCGUUGUUAUAUCACUUCGAGCAGGCCUAUUACUUCCGGAAAGAAGUCCCUUCUAUUUCAGUGGCUGAUCCUGCGAGCAGGGUAAUCAAUGGAUCAGAGGCCUUGCAUGCUUUUGAGGGUGAUGCUGCGAGUCCUAACUUGGAACCUGGCAGUUCAGUGACUGGGACCAUUGAUGCAAAAUUUGAGUAUGGAUAUUUAAUUACUGUGAGUCUGGGUUCAGAUAAGCUGAAAGGUGUCCUGUAUCAUACUCCUAUGGCCUUAGACAUGUCCAAGAGUCAUAAUAGUUUUGUUGCGCCACCUCAAAGGAGACGGAAAAGACACCAGCUGGCAUUGAGGGACCCCUCCCGGCCUAAGUCAAAUAGAAGUGGUUAUAAUUUCUUUUUUGCUGAGCACUACACGAGGCUCAAGCCAAUGUACCAUGGGCAAGAGAAAUCCAUCACCAAGAAAAUUGGACUGUUAUGGAACAGACUCACAGAGGCUGAAAAAAAGGUGUAUCAGGAGAAAGGGUUGAGAGACAAGGAGAGAUACCGGACAGAAAUGUUGGAAUACCAAUCUUCCAUGCACUCACAAGCUCAAUAAAUAAUAACUUUGAGGUACUUUUAAGUUACCUUUUGGCAGGACUCCCCCCAAAACCAAAAAAAAGAAAAAAAAUUCUGAACCAAAAACCCACCCAAAAACUGCCCCUUAGAAAAAGAAGCAAUCUAUUUGUUUUUGUCUAUGCUUUCCUCCUCUUUUGCUUUGUUGUUGUUGGGGCUGGUGGUGGUAUUUUCAUAGUUGUAGUUUGGGUUUUUUUCCCUUCAUUUUGAAAAACUUUCUUCCUGUAUCAAAAUUACAGGAAAAAAAUGCUUUGUCACUGAAUUAGUGGGACAUAAAAAGGGGUGACGAUAUGUAUAAAAUAUAGUGAAUUGUGUUGUAUCAGAUCUUGAAUUGCUGAGACAAUGGUUCAGUUUUGAUGCUCUUCACAUUUUAAGUUA
Messenger RNA from Ilex paraguariensis (yerba mate), 1697 nucleotides. NCBI's taxonomy places the organism in Eukaryota, Viridiplantae, Streptophyta, Magnoliopsida, Aquifoliales, Aquifoliaceae. The record is from the annotation of a GenBank genome assembly.